Messenger RNA from Aspergillus japonicus CBS 114.51, 4365 nucleotides. Its product is annotated as P-loop containing nucleoside triphosphate hydrolase protein. The transcript has 16 exons. Gene Ontology annotation, molecular function: ATP hydrolysis activity; ATP binding; ABC-type transporter activity. Bases 1 to 4365 code for a protein of 1454 amino acids. Gene Ontology annotation, biological process: transmembrane transport. Gene Ontology annotation, cellular component: membrane. Lineage: Eukaryota; Fungi; Ascomycota; Eurotiomycetes; Eurotiales; Aspergillaceae. The record is from RefSeq and is a predicted model, not a curated record.
AUGGCCUCAAAGACAUGCUCGAUCAAUGUGGAGAAUCAUUUCGGACCCGUGGUGAAUGGAUGCGGAGAUGAUGUCGACUUUACCUUGCUAUUUGAGGAUGCGAUACUGUUGCUGGUGCCUACUGUGCUGAGCAUCCUCGUCGGGCUGUGUCGUGUAAGCUAUCUUCGAGGCCGUUCCCAAAAGAUCCGCACAUCUUUGAACUAUUGGGUCAAGUUGAUCUUCCACGCCAUCUAUAUUCUCCUCCAACUUGUCUCACUAGUCAUAUGGACUCUUCCAUCGACUCCGAAGACCAGCCUAUCUCUUCCAUCCUCGGUCGCAUCUCUUCUCGCUGCCAUCACAGCCAUUUACCUCUCUCACUUGGAGCACAUUUGCUGCAUCCGUCCCUCCACAUGCCUGGUUCUUCAUUACUCGGUCGUUUGGGUGCUGGGAAUUCCCCGGUCACGAACUCUGCUAUCCGUCUCGGGCCUCCAUACCCUGGCGUCAAUCCACAUCGCGUCUUUGGUGGUGAUCCUCGCGCUAGUCAUUCUGGAGUCCAUGGAAAAGAUGCACACAGUUCUACCACACUGCCGCUCGGAGUCUUUGGAAAUGGGUGCGGGCGCCAUCAGUCGGAGUCUAUUCUGGUGGCUCAAUCCGCUGCUUCUGCUAGGGUGUAAGGGAACGCUGUUGAUGCGCGAUUUGUUGAGGAUCGACAGCUCUAUUUGCGCCGACCAAACAGAUCAGGUCCGGCUAGUCAUGGGAUGGGCACGGUGUAGAGAGCACGGCAAAUGGUAUCACGUAUUGUUACCUUUGUUCCAGGUGUUGAAAGGGGAACUUCUCCGAGGUGCCAUUCCUCGGCUGGCCCAGGGAGGCUUCCUGCUGUCGCAGCCCUACUUGAUCAAGCGGGCCAUCAUCCUCUUUGCCAUGCCUGACUCAUCGACCAACUAUAAGAAAGGCCUGUUGCUCACGGUGGCGUUCGCACUGGCCUUCGUCGGUAUUGGGGUGGCCACUACACGAGCACGACACCACUCGAACCGCCUCGCAAGCAAGCUGCGAGGUAUCCUCAUGGCCAUCGUAUACGAUAAGAUCUUCGAUUCGCAACUGCAGCCGCAUGAUGUCGCAAUAGUAACGACGAUGAUUACCACACACACUGAAAGGAUCACGAUCGGCAUGCAGACGAUCCAGGAUACGUGGGGUUGCCUGGCCGAAGUCAUCCUCAUCAUUUGGCUACUGUCUGAUCCGCUGCGUAUAGCAGACUUGCCCCCCGUAUUUAUUUCUCUCGUCUGCGUGGUUGCCGUUGCCGGUGCAGUAGGCUAUCUAGUCCAAAGGCAGGCUUUGUGGUUGAAGGCUAUUAAGACUCGGGUCGGCGCCACGGCUGCGAUGCUCAAAGCCAUGAAAUCUAUCAAGAUGUCGGGAAUGGCGCGGAUAUUGUACGACCAGAUGAGGUCUCUUCGAGACAACGAAGUGCGAUGCUCUCGCGGGUAUCGGAUGCUUCUCACCGUGAUUACAUUGCUAGUCCACGCGAAUACCUUUGUCACGCCAGUUGUGGCCCUCUCGAUGUACAAUUUGCUUGCCCGCCAGAAAGAAUGGACCGAGACUCUCGACAGCCCACGAGCCUUCACUGCGCUCGCGUUCCUGACUAUUUUGGCCUCCUCGUUCGUCGGGCUUCUACAGUCGCUGACAGAGCUGUCCACUGCGUUAGGGUGCAUUGAUAGCAUCCGAGAGUUUGUGCUGCAGCCCUCCCGUGCGGAAGGUCGGUGGUUGCCGGAGGCCUACGGUCUCAUGUUACUGCGGGAUGAGGUCCUGUCCAAAGCCAGUUGUUCCGGUCAUGUCGUUGCACAGGCUCUCUCGCUAGCUUGGGAAGAUGACACCCCAAUUCUACAAGACCUUUCCUUUGUGCUCAACCGUGGAACACUUGUGAUGGUGAAUGGGCCCGUUGGAGGCGGGAAGUCCACGCUCCUCCGCGCAAUUCUCGGCGAAGUCCCCAAGGUCACUGGCAAGCUAACCGUGGCAGCUCGCAGCGUCGCCUACUGUGCCCAGUCACCGUGGAUCGUGUCCGGCACCAUUCAAGAGAAUAUCCGCGGCCCAGGGAGCGGCGCACGUUCCUUACUGGACUGGUACGCGACCGUUCUUGACGCUUGCGAUUUGCAUAAAGACCUGGCCAGUCUGCCAGAGGGAGAUCUCACGGUUGUUGGCGGGCAAGGAUUAGGUCUCAGUGGGGGUCAGCAACAGCGAUUGGCUCUGGCGCGAGCAAUUUUUUGUCAGGCUGACCUUGUGCUCCUCGACGAUGUAAUGAGUGGUUUGGACUCGGCCACAGAGGAGCACGUCUUCCACCGAGUGUUGGGACCCCAUGGUUUGCUCAGAACCCCCGGGGUGACCGUCGUUGUGGCAACCAGUUCACCUCGCUGGCUUGCGUUCGCCGAUCAGGUGCUUACAGUGGGUGCGGAUGGAUCAGUGACAAGCUUGACACAGCGUGUCUCAUCCGAUCUCACCAUCUCGAAUGAUAACGCAUCAUCUGUAACCCUAGUGGCUGCGGCAGAGCUCUCGGGGGUCGCCUCUCCAGUGCAGGCCGAUGAGAAUGAGACAAGACCGCCGAUAAAAGCGUCGGCUGACCGGGAUUUGGCGGACGUUUCGAUCUAUCGGUAUUACCUCGCCACCGCGCCGUCGGGCGCGUGGCUGUUGGUUUACGGCUCGCUGGCUGCGCUAGUAGCACUGCAUACCUUUAUGUCUGUCUGGGUCAAAUGGUGGGCCGAAGAUAACGACCGUGAGCCGAACCGCAACCUCAAUAUGCGAGUUGGGAUUUAUUGGCUCCUUGGAGCCCUGGUCGCUGGCUUCUUUCUCCUGACUCCAUGGUGUCUCUGGAGCCUGGUGGCCCCCCGAACCAUGGUGGCGCUCCAUCGAGAUCUUCUCCAGACUGUGCUGAAUGCGCCAUUUUCAUUUCUCUCGUCUGUAGACGCAGGUGAAACGCUGAACCGGUUCAGCCAGGACCUCGAGCUCAUUGACUUUCAGGUGCCCGAAUUCCUUAUGCUGUUCUCUCUUACUCUUCUCAUGUGCAUCGCGCAGAUGAUCGUCAUAGCCAUCCAGGUCCACUACGCGGCUGCCGCGCUGCCCGCCUGCCUAGUCGUCUUCUACGUGGUGCAGCGGUUCUACACGCGCACCUCCCGCCAGCUCCGGAUCCUGGACCUCGAAGCCCGCGCUCCCCUUCUGUCGCUGCUGCUGGAGACCAUCCAGGGGCUCGAGACGAUCCGCGCGUUUGACUGGUCGAACAAGUACAGGCAGCGGUACCACGGGCUGUUAGUGGAGGCGCAAAAGCCCUUCUACCUGCUGUACGCCGUGCAGACGUGGCUCGCCUUGGUGCUCGAUCUCAGCUUGGCGGGAUUCGUCGUGGUGGUCAUGGGUAUCGGCGUUGCCAGUCUGGGGAAGAUCUCCCCGGCGGCGAUGGGGUUGGCCCUCGUUAACAUCAUCGCCUUUGGCACCUCAGUCAAGCUUUUGACCACCUACUGGGCGUCCCUCGAAACCUCGUUGGGGGCGGUGGCGCGGAUCAAGUCGUUUGUGGAACGAACGCCCUCGGAGAUGCUGGAACAUGCCCCGCAUGAGGUAUCAGACCAAUUGCCACAGCACUGGCCGGUGGAAGGCUCUAUUGAAUUUCGGAAUGUGUCCGUCGCCUACGGUGCUCAAUCAACCCCUACCGUGCGAAAGAUAUCGCUGUCAAUUCCUGCGGGCCAGAAGGUGGCCAUCUGUGGCCGCACAGCAAGUGGCAAGACCUCUCUCAUCACCACCAUGUUUGGCAUAUCCGACCUUACGGACGGGGAGAUCCUCAUCGACGGCCGCAGCAUCUCCACCAUCGACCGGACCUCCCUCCGCACGGCCAUCGUCGGGGUCCCUCAGGAUUCCUUCAUCUUAGAGGGCUGCAGUCUCCGUCGCAACCUCGAUCCAUUCGAUGUACACGGUGAUGACACGGUAGUGAUGCACGCAUUAUCCACCGUGGGUCUCGGUCACCUCAUUAACCCAGACUUCGGUCUGGAGACCGUCGUCGACGAGAAUGCCCUGACUCCCGGUCAGAAGCAGCUGCUCUGCCUGGCGCGGGCCAGCCUUCGUCCGGGGCGGGUGGUGGUUCUCGAUGAGCCGACGAGCAGUGUCGACCAAGAGACCGAAGCCCAGAUGCAAUCAAUCAUCCAGACCGCGUUCGCCGGCCGGACCGUCAUCAUGGUUACGCACCGGAUCCGGGCCGUGAUCGAGUACGGAUAUGAUCGGGUAAUCGUGAUGCGGGACGGAGAGAUUGUCGAGGAGGGGGCACCGCAGGAGCUGGUUCAGCGCAAAACAGAGGGCGGGGAAGGCGUUGGGGUGUUUCGGGAGUUGUAUCUUCGCGAGAGUGGGGAGGGAACCUGA